GUUUAAAUUUUGGUAUUAUAUAACAUUACAAACCUUGACUUUUAUGUAUAGAUACACAUAUUACAUGGAUUCAAAAAUAUGACAACAACUACAGGACAUGUCCCUAAUUUGAGGAGGUUGGGUAGAUAUAUUGCACGUUCCUGAAUUCAUGGUAACUGUCAUAUGUACUACCUCGACUUCAUUGAUGACUCGGGUCAAAUUUACAGGGCAGUUAAAGUCGGGUUUAUUGUCAAUCCCGAAUCUCAUAAGGGUCGUGUCGGGUCGGGUAUGUCGGGUGAUCACGACGCGAGAAAAAGAACUGACCAGAAAAUAUAAAUGCAGACGCGGACCAUCAUUUCAUUACCCACUUUAUCCGGGUCCGGUUUCAGCGCGGCGGUGACGUUCGGACCACACACUCAGGCGACGAGGUUUCUGCUCUGUUCUGCCGUUUCUCUCAGAUCGCCGUCGCUGUUUGCUCUUCCCAGGCAUCAGGAUGUCGCUGCUAAGAAGGAGAAAGGGCCCAGUACAGGAUGCAACCCAAAUGCAGGAUCCGGAGGAGAAAAAACCCGAGACUCAGAAACCAGAAAAGCGGAGCAAAUGGUCUUGUGUGGAUAGCUGCUGCUGGUUCAUUGGGUGCAUAUGUGUUGUGUGGUGGGCACUCUUGUUUCUAUACAAUAUGAUGCCUUCUUCUUUUCCACAAUACGUCACUGAGGUGAUAACCGGACCAAUGCCCGACCCGCCAGGGGUGAAGUUGAAAAAAGAGGGGUUGCAGGCUAAGCAUCCAGUGGUUUUUGUGCCGGGGAUUGUGACUGGUGGACUGGAGCUGUGGGAGGGACAUAGUUGUGCCGAUGGUUUGUUUAGAAAAAGGCUGUGGGGAGGCACAUUUGGAGAGGUCUAUAAGAGACCUUUAUGUUGGGUGGAACAUAUGUCGUUGGAUAACGAAACUGGUAUGGAUCCUUCUGGUGUAAGAGUCAGGCCUGUCACUGGUCUCGUUGCUGCAGAUUACUUUGCUCCAGGAUAUUUUGUCUGGGCAGUUCUAAUUGCUAAUCUUGCAAGGAUCGGGUAUGAAGAGAAAACGAUGUACAUGGCUGCAUAUGACUGGAGGCUUUCGUUCCAGAAUACAGAGGUGCGUGACCAGACGCUUAGCCGAAUAAAAAGUAAUAUUGAGUUGAUGGUUGCUACAAAUGGUGGCAACAAGGCAGUAAUAAUUCCACAUUCCAUGGGUGUUCUAUACUUUUUGCAUUUUAUGAAGUGGGUUGAGGCACCCGCUCCAAUGGGUGGAGGGGGUGGACCAGAUUGGUGCGCUAAACAUAUAAAGGCUGUGAUGAACAUUGGCGGACCUCUUUUAGGUGUUCCAAAAGCCGUUUCUGGGCUUUUCUCUGCGGAAGCAAAGGAUAUCGCUGUUGCCAGGGCCAUUGCCCCGGGUGUUCUCGAUAAGGAUUUAUUUCGAAUCCAAACUCUGCAGCACAUAAUGAAGAUGACGAGGACAUGGGAUUCGACAAUGUCUAUGAUACCAAAAGGUGGAGAAACCAUUUGGGGUAGUCUUGACUGGUCACCUGAGGAAGGCUAUGUUCCAAGCAAGAGAAAGCAAAGUAUCAAUAGUACAGAGAAUCCCAUCAAUACUGAAUCACAAUCAAAACAUGUCCAUUAUGGAAGAAUAAUAUCUUUUGGAAAAGAUGUAGCAGACGCAGAUUCUUCUGAGAUUCAGAGGAUUGACUUUAGGGAUGCUAUAAAGGGUAACAAUGUGGCAAAUAACACCUGUCAUGAUGUUUGGACGGAGUAUCAUGACAUGGGUAUCAGUGGCAUCAAAGCUGUAGCUGAAUACAAAGCUUAUACUGCUGGUGAUGUAUUGGAUCUUCUACACUAUGUUGCCCCUAAAAUGAUGGAACGUGGUAGUGCUCAUUUUUCAUAUGGAAUCGCUGAUAAUUUGGACGACCCCAAAUAUUCACACUAUAAAUAUUGGUCAAAUCCAUUGGAAACAAGGUUACCAAAUGCUCCAGACAUGGAGGUGUACUCUAUGUAUGGGAUUGGCAUUCCAACAGAAAGAGCUUAUGUUUACAAGCAGAUCCCAGCUGCAGAUUGCUACAUUCCGUUUCAGAUCGAUACAUCAGCAGAUGAAGAAGAUGAAAAUCGCUGCCUGAAAGACGGUGUGUUUACAGUUGAUGGCGAUGAGACCGUGCCUGUUCUAAGUGCAGGCUUCAUGAGCGCAAAGGGGUGGCGUGGAAAAACUAGAUUCAAUCCUUCUGGAUUGAAAACUUACGUGAGGGAGUACGAUCACGCUCCUCCUGCUAAUCUUCUUGAGGGCCGUGGGACCCAGAGCGGCGCUCAUGUUGAUAUAAUGGGAAAUUUUGCUUUGAUCGAGGACAUUAUGAGGGUUGCUGCUGGUGCUACUGGAGAUGAGUUGGGAGGUGAUCGUGUGUAUUCAGACAUCUUCAAGUGGUCUGAGAAGAUUGAGUUACCUCUCUAAGUUGCAGUUGUGAGGACUCCCUCAUCCCUUAAGACAUUCCAAUACAUACACGAUCACUUCAAAAGCUUCAUAAUUUCGUAAAUUUUAUACAUCCAGUUGUGAAGCAUUGUAUAUUAUUUGCACGACAAUUUACAUGGCGGCCAGUUGCCGGAGCCAUCAUCAUUGAGUAUCUACAAAUAGUAUGGGUACUCCUCAUAUUUUGUACCACGAUUAUAGGUGAAUAGGAGGACGGAUUUCCUCAGAUAUGUAGCAACUUAAUGUUGCUUUAUCAGUGCCUGCUGGAAAUUCUGUAAUUAAUUAUGGUCCUUCAGACCUUUACUUAUUCGGCUGGUCUCCGCGUGACCUCUGUAUUGUAGCAUCUUAUUGAUGUUAUUCUUUGGACCAUAAUUUCAUGUUGUAAUUUCUUCUAGAGAUGUUCAGUUA
Sesamum indicum (sesame) is the source of this 2869-nucleotide messenger RNA. RefSeq names its product phospholipid:diacylglycerol acyltransferase 1. The record is from RefSeq and is a predicted model, not a curated record. Gene Ontology annotation, biological process: lipid metabolic process. Lineage: Eukaryota; Viridiplantae; Streptophyta; Magnoliopsida; Lamiales; Pedaliaceae.